This is a messenger RNA of Phlebotomus papatasi, 2637 nucleotides long. RefSeq names its product zinc finger TRAF-type-containing protein 1 homolog. The record is from RefSeq and is a predicted model, not a curated record. Lineage: Eukaryota; Metazoa; Arthropoda; Insecta; Diptera; Psychodidae. The transcript has 6 exons. Gene Ontology annotation, cellular component: nucleus. The coding region runs from base 638 to 1786 and encodes 382 amino acids.
AGAGUGGAGGGGAUGAACUAUAAAUAGUCGAAGCAUUAUAUAACAAAAACAUUAAACGGUGUUGCGUUUUGGACGUGAUUUGACAUUCGAGGGAAUCUCGCUCUCUGUGUAUUUUCUCAACUAUUCUCAAAGGGGGAGCUCAGAGUGUUCUUGCAACUUUUUUUUUCUGAUCUCCGUGUGAGCACUUCUUUUUUUCGCUGGCGAUUUCCGUGGGUGGACUGACACGUGAGGAAAAGUGUUGCAAUUUUGACGAUUGUGGGGAGCAAUAUUGUGGCUUUCUGGGGCUCAGGCUGGAAUGGGUGAAAAGUGGAUGAACUGAAAGUGAAGGGGGACAAGAGAGAGAGGAAAAAAACCGUGACGACACAUUCCUUUGUCUUGCACUCUCAAACAAGGGAGGCCAUUGAGAGGAAGAGAGCUCUCAAAUUUUUUUUUUUUCGUUCUGACAUUUUGUCCGUGGGGAUUUCGUCAUAAAAUUUUCUGGGGGGGUUCUUGUGUGUCUUCCGUUGUGCAGAGAGGGUAAGCUCAAUCGAUCAAUUUGGGGCUUGUUUCUUGGGGAGGCGAGAGGAAAGUAGUUGAGAGAGGAUUGUGUGAGGACGGGUUUUUGAGGUAAAUUGAGAAAAUAUUGACACAAGACACAAUGGCGGACGCGAGAAUUGAGACAAAUGCUCCAGGACCGUCCCCAUCGGCUACUCCCAUAAAUCCCCACCUUCCGUCGUUGGCUGAGAUCCAGACAAUUGAAUCCCCGGGGGCACCCUCGCAGUCCGAUGGCGGAUCACCCCAAACCACAUCCAAUGUCGUUGUGGAUCCCCUCGGUUUGGAGCCCGUGGCGAAGCGCCGCAAAUUUGAGACAAAUUCGCAAAUCAAUGAAAAAUUGGAACAUCGUCUUGGGGGCAUUUUGUGCUGUGCGGUAUGUCUGGAUUUGCCAAAAAUCGCUGUAUACCAGUGUCAAAUGGGUCAUUUGAUGUGUGCAGCGUGUUUCACUCAUCUUCUGGCUGAUGGAAGAUUGCGCGAUCAGGCAGCAACUUGUCCCAAUUGCCGUGUGGAAAUCUCCAAGAGUACCGCAAGCAGGAAUCUUGCAGUGGAGAAAGCUGUCUCAGAGUUGCCCAGUGACUGUCAGUACUGCGGAAAGGAGUUCCCCUGUAAAUCCUUGGAGCGCCAUGAGCAGGUUGAGUGUGAGGAGAGACCGGCUAAUUGCAAGUACAUCCGCAUUGGUUGCCAAUGGAAAGGACCUAUUCACGAGGCUCAUGAGCAUGAAGAAGUGUGCUCGCACCCAAAGAAGUCCGGAGCUGAGGUGAUGUCAGCCCUUCAGGCACGUGAUGUGGACUUUGAGGAGGAGAAAAAAUUCUAUGCUACGCUCAUUGAUCUGCUAAGUUAUGAGAAGAUCAUCUUCAAUGAUCUUCAGAUGAAGCCAUAUCGCACAGAUGAGUACGUGCAGAAGUUAUUCUAUGAGACGGCCAGAUUCACGGCCUUCAAUCAUCAGUGGGUGGUUAAGGCUAGGAUCAAUAACAGUCAGAGAGAUCCACAUCAAUCGUGCGAACGCGAAAUCACUUAUCAGUUGAUCCUGAAGACGAAGACAUCGUGUCCUCUGAACAUUCACUACUUCGCCCUCAAGGGACCUUUCUCUGACAUGAAGCUCAACACGAAGAUCUACAAGCAUGACUUUACUGAUACUGAGAACAUGAGCGAAUACAACCUGUUUCCACUUCCGGACAGUUCCGAGUGCAACAGAUUGUUGGCCUCAAAAGCCAUCAACUUCCGUUUGAUUAUGUUUCUCCUCUCAAAGUAGAAAAAGGCGGAUGAGGAAACGCAAGAGAGUAGUACGGACUUCACGAUGAGCUUCUUCCUGGCUCCACCAUCUCAGCGCGAGUAUUUUUCUUAGAUUGUUUGUCGUGUGUUGCUUUCAAAAGAAAAAUUAAGUGAAGGAUAAAGAAAAGAAAAUAUUAGGGGAAAUGAAAAAGGUGCAGAAGCUCUCCAAAAAAAAUCACUGCAAAUUCCACUUGGAAAAGCUUAUCAAGAAAGAAAAAUUAUCUAUCUCCGCAAUUACUUUACAAUUCACCCCCAACCCUCAAUAUCAUUCUCAAUUCAUUUAUUUAUAAUUGAUAUAUUAAUAUAUUUUAUAGAGGAUAUAUUUUAUUGUUAAACCCUUUAAAAAAAUAUUUUAAUGUGUCUCCGAGAAAUUUUGAAGAAAAAAAAUCGGUGAAGUUUUUUUUUUUUUGAUAAUAAAUAAUUAUUAAAACAGCAUCUCUGAAAUACCAAAAUUUAUAUUUUAUAAUUUUUUUUGCCAUAAAAUGAAGUAAAUUCAUUGAAUGAUUUUUAUUUUACAAGAAAAAUUAUUUUUAUUUUUGAAUUAAGUUUCGUGCAAACAGAAUUAAUAACUUUGCAAUCAAUAAAAACAUUUUUAUCUCUCACAUAUUUUUAAGCCUAAAAUAUUUUCAUUGAUCUCACUUUUUGAAAAAAAUAAAUACCUUUUUACAUAUUUUAAAAGAGUAAAAUGAGCUACAAGAGAAUAAUAAGAAAUAUGUUGUAACACGAAAUAAUUGCUAUUUAAUAUUUGUUAACUUAAGAUUCUGUAGCAUUAACUGGUUGAUUAUACUAUGGAAUAUUUCACUGUCAUAUAAAUACUUCGAUGAAUUAAAA